AUGUCUCAGCUACAAGGACCUGAUUACCCGCAACCUCUUGCACCGCCAGCCGCUGAUACGGUCUGCUUACUUCACCCUUUGAAGGCUCAGAAUCUUGAUAUCAAACGUAUUGAAGCUAAAUAUGAGGAAGAGCGAGCCAAACGCCUUCGAUCCGAUGGCAUAGCACAGUUUCAAUCCGCCAAGGGCUCAUUUUCUCGAUUUAAAGAUGACAUCGGCAGGGUUCCGAUAACCAGGGAGAGUGUCACUCGCGAAACAAAGACAUUGAUUGUUGGAGGUGGAUUUGGAGGUGUUAUAACGGCAGUUAAGCUGAAGGAGCAGGGCAUACAUGAUUUUGUCAUGUUGGACAAGGCGUCAGGAUUUGGUGGAACAUGGUACUGGAACCAAUAUCCAGGAGUAUACUGUGACGUGGAGUCAUACGUCUAUCUUCCUUUCUUAGAGGAGACUGGCUAUCUGCCCACGACUCGUUUCGCAUCUGGGCCAGAAAUCCUCGAACACAUUGGCCGAGUUGUAGAGAAAUGGGACCUGGCAUCGAACGCGUAUCUUCAAACACAAAUAACUUCUAUGCUGUGGGACGGCAAAAUUUCUCGAUGGCACAUCCAUACAAACCGAUCUGAUCAUUUCAUUGCACAGUUCGUUGUCAUGGCAACUGGUACGCUUCACGAACCCCAGCUUCCUGGAAUUCCCGGCAUUGAUGAAUUUGAACGCCCUCUUUUUCACCUUGGUAGAUGGGACUAUAGCGUCACUGGCGGAGAUAGCAAAGGAGAUAUGACAAAAUUGGCUAAUAAGACGGUCGGAAUCAUUGGCACUGGAGCAUCAGGCGUAUCUGUCAUCCCCAUGUUGGCCGAAAGUUCUGGGAAACUUUUAGUUUUUCAGCGAACUCCGGCAACCGUUGCUUUUCGCGAAAACUGGAAAACUGACCAUGAUUUACUCUCUAACCUAAAGCCAGGCUGGCAGAGAGAUCAAAUGGACACUCUCGCCAGUGUGCUUGAAGGAAGCAUGUCAGACGUCGAGGUCACGGCGCUAGAGGGUCUGGAUGUUCUAGCCAUCCGAGGGCUGUUCCAGGAAGCCAAAAAAGCUGGAGUAGAAGUGAAGCCAGAAGAAAUACCUGAGUUGAUGAAACUGGCAAACAUACGAUUGAUGGAACGUCUUCGCAAACUUGUGGAUGAGACGGUAGAAGACAAGUCGACAGCAGAGAAGUUGAAACCGUGGUAUUCGUUUAUGUGUAAACGACCGGUUUUCAAUAACGAUUACUUGGCCACAUUCAAUCGGCCGAAUGUCAAAUUGAUCGACACGGAUGGAAAAGGUGUAUCUUAUCUCACAAAACGAGGUGUCAUGGCUAAUGGACAAGAGCAUGAGGUAGAUGUUCUCGUACUUGCGACAGGCUUUGAGUUCUAUCUGGCGUCAGACUACGAGCAUCGAACUGGAAUCAAGAUUGUAGGGAGCUCAGGUAAAACACUCGAUGAUGAGUGGAGAGAGGACGGACCUAAGACUCUCUUCGGCAUUCACCUUCGAGGCUUCCCCAAUCUUUUUAAUGUUGGAGCUGUACAAUCUGGUGUAGGAGUGACUUGGACGCACACCACGUACGUAGCAGGAGAGCAUAUCGCUGAGGUCAUCGCAAGUGUGCUGAAGAAGGGACGCUUUGAAGUGAUUGAACCAACAGAGGAUGCUGCAGCGGACUGGGGAAAUCAGAUAAAGGAAGGCGGUGAGAUGAAGAUUAACUUUCAUCGAACUUGUACUCCCAGCUAUUACAACGCUGAGGGAAAGCCUGAGCAGUAUUCUGCAAGAUGGGGAACGUAUCCCAAGGGAAUGACGGAAUGGACGAGGAUUCUUAAAGACUGGCGAGAAGAGGGAAACAUGAAGGGGAUUGAGAAGCAAUAA
Trichoderma virens Gv29-8 is the source of this 1878-nucleotide messenger RNA. RefSeq lists its product as uncharacterized. The transcript has 2 exons. NCBI's taxonomy places the organism in Eukaryota, Fungi, Ascomycota, Sordariomycetes, Hypocreales, Hypocreaceae. Bases 1 to 1878 code for a protein of 625 amino acids. The record is from RefSeq and is a predicted model, not a curated record.